Molecule: messenger RNA, 591 nt
Organism: Lodderomyces oxycetoniae
Lineage: Eukaryota; Fungi; Ascomycota; Pichiomycetes; Serinales; Debaryomycetaceae
Gene: TSA1
Product: thioredoxin peroxidase
Exons: 1
Coding region: 1-591 (196 amino acids)
Biological process (GO): hydrogen peroxide catabolic process; response to oxidative stress; cell redox homeostasis
Cellular component (GO): cytosol
Molecular function (GO): thioredoxin peroxidase activity
Source: RefSeq, a predicted model, not a curated record
AUGUCACCAACAAUUCAAAAACCAGCACCAUCAUUCAAGAAAACCGCUGUUAUUGACGGUGUUUUUGAAGAAGUUUCAUUAGAACAAUACAAGGGUAAGUGGGUCAUUUUGGCUUUCUUCCCAUUGGCCUGGACUUUUGUCUGUCCUACAGAGAUUAUUGCUUAUUCAGAAGCUGCAAAGAAAUUUGCUGACAAGGAUGCUGUUAUUUUAUUUGCUUCUACUGAUUCAGAAUACACCUUGUUAUCAUGGACCAAUGCUGAAAGAAAAGACGGUGGUUUGGGCAAAUUGAACAUCCCAUUGAUUGCAGACACCAACCACUCAUUAUCAAGAGAUUACGGUGUCUUGAUCCCAGAAGAAGGUGUUGCAUUGAGAGGUAUUUUCUUGAUUGAUCCAAAGGGAAUCUUGAGACAAAUUACAAUCAACGACUUACCUGUAGGUAGAUCAGUUGAUGAAUCAUUUAGAUUAUUAGAAGCUUUCCAAUUCACUGAAAAAUACGGUGAAGUUUGCCCAGCUAACUGGCAACCAGGUUCAGACACUAUUAAAGCUACUCCUAAAGAUUCAAAGGAGUAUUUUUCAAAAGUGAACAAAUAA